Molecule: messenger RNA, 786 nt
Organism: Suillus paluster
Lineage: Eukaryota; Fungi; Basidiomycota; Agaricomycetes; Boletales; Suillaceae
Product: maintenance of mitochondrial structure and function-domain-containing protein
Exons: 5
Coding region: 1-786 (261 amino acids)
Biological process (GO): proteasome-mediated ubiquitin-dependent protein catabolic process
Cellular component (GO): proteasome complex
Molecular function (GO): metallopeptidase activity; protein binding
Source: RefSeq, a predicted model, not a curated record
AUGGUGGCAUCAACAAGUGAGCAAUUAACAGCGCUUGCUGGAACGACAGUUGUCGUUCAUCCUUUGGUCCUGCUCUCCGUUACUGAUCAUCAUGCGCGCACCGUCUCGCGCACUUCAUCAAAGCGUGUUGUUGGCGUUCUCCUGGGUCAGGACAACGGCAAGACUGUUAAUGUUGCCAAUUCCUUCGGGAUCCCGUUCGAGGAGGAUGAAAGAGAUAGCAAGACGUGGUUCCUAGAUCAUAACUAUAUUGAAGGGAUGUACGAUAUGUUCAAGAAAGUCCAACGGAGCGGGAUGAUUGGAUGGUACCACACGGGGACAAAGCUACGAGCCUCGGACCAGGAAAUUAACGACCUCUUUAAGCGUUACAUUGCGAAACCAGUGAUGGUUAUCGUUGAUGUACGACCGCAGGCUGUUGGAAUUCCAACGGAUGCAUACUUUGCAGUAGAAGAGAUCAAAGACGAUGGCACGGAAACACGGAAGACAUUCCUUCACGUUCCUUCUGCAAUAGAAGCUGAGGAAGCUGAGGAAAUUGGAGUCGAACAUCUCCUGCGCGACAUCAAAGACUCAACGACCACAACUCUCUCAACACGUGUUUCUGAGCAACUCGCAUCACUCCAAGGACUUCAAUCCCGACUACAAGACGUGCACAAGUAUCUCCUGGAUGUUGCAUCAGGCACGAUGCCAGUCAAUCACCAAAUAAUUUACCACCUGCAAGACGCACUCAACCUACUUCCUGACUUGAGCAAUCCGGUGACACACACAGAGCUUCGCGUCAAGCACGAAUGA